Molecule: messenger RNA, 822 nt
Organism: Saccharomyces mikatae IFO 1815
Lineage: Eukaryota; Fungi; Ascomycota; Saccharomycetes; Saccharomycetales; Saccharomycetaceae
Exons: 1
Coding region: 1-822 (273 amino acids)
Source: RefSeq, a predicted model, not a curated record
AUGCAGUGCAAUACAAGUAUAGAAGAUUGCUUGGAUGAAGAUGAGAUAACCUUCCCAUCCUACAGUCCCGAAGCGGACGCUCAAAACAGAUUCUUGCCAAGAAGUGAGUUCCCCUCGGUGAGGCAACUUGUGAUUUCCAAGCAGAAAAGCAGAAGAAGAAGAGAGGACAAUGCAUUCGUGGGGAAAAUGGAAGAUGUGCUUGUAAAAUGGAGGCCGCCUGCAUCUUCACAUCGUGGUGCCAUUCAAGCCAUCAAUGGUACGCAUCCGUAUCAGCUUGACACAGCGCAGUUCAACUCGAGAAGGUCGGACCCCUUUGGUUCAACAAAGAGGGAUGAGUCCGUGCGUUCUAUCAUAGAAUCGUUUACCGAUUGGUGGAAGCGAAACUCCAAGAUAUUUUUCCAUGAUGAGGAGGAAGGAAUAUUGUCUGACAACAGUCCAGAUCAACAUGACCAAGAGUUGCAGCUUUUCGAAGAGGACCUCUUCUCGUUCCAUCUGAGUCCGAACGAUAUGUCGACCAGAAAUAGCGAGCAGCAAAUACAAACACCAGUUCUCUUUCCAUACGAAACGCCUACGAGAACAAGACCAAACCCAGUAGGACGAGAAGUCAUUGACAUCGGGGACGGUGAAGAACUAUCCAUAUAUCGGGAUGUUUACUCUAAUCCUAUUCCCGUCAGCUAUUUAGAUACCUUAAACUUGAAUCACUCCAUGUCUUUACGACAAAUGCAGCAGCAACAGCAGCAACAGCACGUAGAGCACUCGUCUGAAUUUCAGUGCUGUUCAAAUUCCAAUUGGGUUAAGAUCUUUCUUUGCCAUAAUGAAUAG